Knipowitschia caucasica is the source of this 1302-nucleotide messenger RNA. The record is from the annotation of a GenBank genome assembly. NCBI's taxonomy places the organism in Eukaryota, Metazoa, Chordata, Actinopteri, Gobiiformes, Gobiidae.
AUGGCAGCCCAGGUUUCUGUAGACAAGUACCAGAAGGGAGAGCAACAGAUGCAGGGCGGAGUGAAGGUGGACAUUGAGGCUGAGCAGAAGUUCAUGGAGGGGGCACUGUCCGAGGGCCAGAGUCCGAACACUGAAGCACAGAGCCCCAUGGAUGCAGACAAGGCCUCCAUCUACAGACACCCGCUGUUCCCGCUGCUGGCUCUGCUCUUUGAGAAGUGUGAGCAGUCCACCAUGAGCUCGGACUGCAUCACGUCUGCCAGUUUCGACGUGGACAUUGAGAACUUUGUGAGGAACCAGGAGAAGGAGGGCAAGCCCUUCUUCAGCGAGGACCCUGAGCUGGACAGCCUGAUGGUGAAGGCCAUCCAGGUGCUGAGGAUCCACCUGCUGGAGCUGGAGAAGGUCAGUGAUCUGUGUAAGGACUUCUGCAGCCGCUACAUCGCCUGUUUGAAGACCAAGAUGAACAGUGAGACACUGUUGAGCGGAGAGCCAGGCAGCCCCUACUCUCCUGUGCCCACACAGGCCCAGGGCUUCUCCCCCAUCAAGACCCCGACGUCCAACUCUCUGGGGGCCCUCAGUCCGCAGGGCCAGAUCAUGGUCCCAGCCUCAGCUCUGCAACAAGGCAACGUCACGGUCACAGCAGUCAACCCCACUCAGGUGGUGGCAGGAGGCACAGUGUACCAGCCCGUCACAGUGGUCACUCCCCAGGGACAGGUGGUCACACAAGCCCUGUCCCCUGGAACUAUCCGCGUCCAAAACAAUCAGCUCCAGCUGCAGUUUCACCAGGACAUGAACCUGUUCAAUCACGACGACAGCUCCUCAAAGAACAAGCGCGGCGUCCUGCCCAAACACGCCACCAACGUCAUGCGCUCGUGGCUCUUCCAGCACAUCGGACACCCGUACCCCACAGAAGAUGAGAAGAAGCAGAUCGCCACUCAGACCAACCUGACACUGCUGCAGGUCAACAACUGGUUUAUCAACGCUCGCAGGCGGAUCCUGCAGCCCAUGCUGGACGCCAGCUCUUCUGAGACGCCCAAAACCAAGAAGAAGACCCCUCAGAACAGGCCGCUGCAGCGCUUCUGGCCUGACUCCAUUGCAGGAGGGCCCACGCAGCAGGUCACCAUGCCAGACGGCACCAUGGUGACCAUGAGCAUGGAGGGCCUCCAGAGCCUGACGUCAGACGGAGCCACGCUGGCUGUGAGGGAGGUGAUGCUGGGGGGACACAGUGAGGACGAGUCGGGGGACAGUGAAGAAGAUGAUGAUGACAUGUCCGGGCUGGGCCUGGACCAGGACCCUCUGCAGUAG